Molecule: messenger RNA, 6927 nt
Organism: Symbiodinium sp. CCMP2592
Lineage: Eukaryota; Dinophyceae; Suessiales; Symbiodiniaceae
Source: the annotation of a GenBank genome assembly
AUGUCAGAAGGCGUGGGUUUGGGUCGACGAGCUGUGGAAACACCCCACCUGUCCGGCCUGCCAGGCUCGGUCACCUUUGACGACGAGGCUGAGGUUGGCGACUUCUUCCCAGACGACACGCCCACUCCUCGCCCAACGAAGGCCCAGGAUGACCGCUCCAAGCGCAACACCCGCAUCCUUAAGUCCCUUCGGAAGGUGUGGGCUGAUCUCCCGGAUGAGGAGCUUCAGGAGGCCAUCUCUGAGGCAACCGAUGUGGCCAGGAAGUGCUCUGACACCUAUGAGAGAGGAGUCCUUCUGCACGUCCCCAAGACUAAGGUAGACUUAGUUCUUGAAGCCUUGGGGCUCUCUCCCGAGGCCCUCACGGAGGACCAAAAGGCCAACCUCAAUGCCCUUCGAGCCUCGAUAAAGCCACCUCCGGACAUGCAAGCUCCCCCUGGCCUCGGACCUACGCCUUUUAAGUUCGGCUCGGAGGCCCAGGACGGAUCUGCCGAGAACCCUGGGACUCGCCAGGUCGGCCUUACCACCCGGGCGAAGACCCGGAGCCGCUCACCUUCCCGAGUGCCCUCGGCCUCUGACGCUGCCAAGGCGACUGGUUCCUUUCCCGCCCUUGACCCCGCACCCUCCCUCCUUCAGGUUCCCUCCCGCAUACCUCCUCCCCUCGGCUUAGCCGUUUUGGAGCCUGAGGUUUUGGGCAGGUCCUUUUCCACUCCGCCGUCGGGCCAACUGCCCGUGGCUCAACUCCUUCCGAGCGAGGGGUACUGGCACACCUCUUUCUUUGAGGAGCCAUCGGCCUCCUCCUCGGUUUUUAACUUCACUCUUGACGGCCCAGGUUCGGGAGCUUUCCUUCACCCUCAGGUGUUCGUUCCUCCCUCGGCCGGCUCUACCUCCUCCUCCCCUGAGUGGGUAGAGGUUCCACGCUCUUCUCCACGGCAGCCCCGGAUUCUUUCUCUUGAGUCCUUGGUGGCGCCUCCCUCUCUUCUCACAGGGCCGGUUUACUUCCCACAGGCUUUCGCCUCGGACCCCAGCCCUGCCUCGACCUGGUGCCCUAAUUUGGUCCAGCCCUCCGGCCCAUCGAGCCGUCGAGGUGCCAGGCGUGAUAGACGGACCAAGCACCGUCGCCACCGGCUCCACAAGCCGGGCCUAUUCACCCAGCUCCAGGUCGAGAUGUGCGACCAGGCCCUGAAUCCUGCCUCCUCGGUUGAGCGCGACCUUGUUCAGUUCGCUUCUAAGGUCGAGGAUGCUAUUUCGUCGGGUUCUUCCGAGGAGUGGUUUUUGGAACAUGCCCUUGAUGCCAUCCAUGAUGACACACCCUCCCCCGCAAAGUGGCACCUCCUCAAGCAAAUGGCUCAGGUUCUCUCGCUGCAACAUAAUACUCCCCACAGCCCCGCUUCCUUCAGGCUCCUGUCUGCCAAUGUUACUCACUGGAGGCCAGAGGUUCGGGAUUGGGCCUUCUCUCUGGAAGGCCAUGGGGUUCUGCUUCAGGAGCUUCACCUCACCACGGAGGCUGCUCAUGAGGCUGCGAUUGCCGCCUCUAAAAGAGGGUUCCGUCUCUUUUCCUCGCCUCCCUUCCUGAGUGAUAAGAGGCGCCCCUUGGGAGGUUUCGGUGUCCUCAUCCGCUCCUUCCUUAACCCUCGUCAUGUCCUCACCCACACCGUUGAGGGUUGUGGUUUCCUGGCGGUCUCGCUUCGGUGUUCCGGUUUCGAACUGACCCUGGUUUCCAUUUACCUCCAGUCCGGUACUGGCUUUAACUCUCCGGUCAACGCCGAUGUCCUAGCUCGCCUCUUAGCCUUUCUUCCUUCCCUCCGGGGUGUGUGGAUUGUCGCCGGUGACUGGAACAACCCCAUACAAGAUCUCCUCGCCACACGGCUUGAGGAAGUUUCCCAUGGGCGUUUCCUGGGUUCCGGUUCACCCACCGCUGCAACCGACCGGGAAAUUGACUACUUCCUUGUCUCGUCUCCGGCUGUUGCUUCCUUGCAAGUGGCUCAGGACUGGGUCGUCCCCUUCAAGCCUCACUGCGCUCUGCGGGCCACUCUUCAGCUCAGCUCUCUGCAGCUUCCCUACCCGCAACUCGCUACCUUUUGUGAGGUCUUUCCCGACCCUUUGCCCUUUCAACCCUCGGUCCCGAGCCCCUCGCCUGUCGCUGAGGUUAAUCUUCUUGGCCUCACUUCCACCGACAAGCUCACUCUCGACUUCGCCGAGCUGAGCUCUUUCCUUGAGGUCUCUCACGGGUUCCCCGACCGAGGGCGUGGGGCUUUCGUCCCCCUUCUUCACAAGCCCCUCGUCCAGGGCCACUCUGUCACUUUUGCCUGGAAAGGCCAGCUCCCCUCCUUGGUGUCUGCCGUGCUUCACCUGCUCGACCGGCCCGAAGCUGUGCAGUCCUUCUUGUGGUCCACUUCGGACACUUCCCUCCCCUCGGAGGUCCGCGCCUUUUGUGACCGGGUGCGCGACGGCUCCGCUUCUUCCGCCACCCUCCGCGCCGAAGGCACCGCCCUCCUUGGCCAACUCCGGCGCGAGCAAACUGCCCAGCAAUCUGACCAGUACGGCGAGUGGCUUGAGGAAGCUUCGGGUUCACACCUCGGCCCGCUCUUUCGUGCCAUCAAGUCCCAUGAGCAGGUGCUUGACCGGCCCUUUCAAGACUGCGAUGGACUCCGCCGUGUCUUUGAGAGGCACGAGCAUUGGGGCCGCGUCUGGCAUGCCUCGGUCUUCCCCCAGCACUUUUCUCACCCUCUCCUCGCGGAGCUCCGCUCGAGGGCCGUCUCCCAUGCUGGCACCCUGGCUCCCUUGACUGUUCCCAACCUUCAAAAACUUCUCAAGAAAGCCGGGAAAAAGAAAGGGGGCCCAGACGGAUGGAGCUACCCAGCCCUCCGUGCACUGGACCCGGCGGCUCUUCAGCUCGUAGCCGACUUCCUCGCCCGUGCUGAGGCUGAGGUCCUUCUGCCCUUCCAGCUCACUUGUGUUGAGGUCGCUCUUCUCCCGAAGUCGGCCGACAAGGAGCGCCCCAUCAGUCUCCUCCCCUGUCUGUGGAGACUGUGGGCCCGAGCCAGGUGGAAGGACGUCGCGGCCUGGACGUCGGCUUACGCCCCCGCCCACCCGUGGGACCGGGCGGUUCCGGGCCAGGCCAGCCUGGACACGGCGUUGGCCCGCCUUGUCAGGUCAGAGCAUUCAAAGCUCGAGAAGACUCACAUCGUGAGUCUCUUCCUCGACUUGCGAGGUUUCUUCGACUCUGUGAGCUAUGAGCGCCUUCUCCUCCAAGGGCUCGCUCACAGUUUCCCUCCUCUUCACCUCUGGUUCGCCCUCCAGGUCUACCAGGGUCCUCGCUGUCUCGUGGCCGACUCGAUCGCUGCCACGCCGCUCUUUCCUGGCCGGGGCGUACCCCAGGGCUGCCCCCUCCCACCCUCGCUUUCCAAACUUACCAUGUCUGAGCCACUCCAGAAGGUUUCCUCCCUUCCCUCCGUCACCAACACAGACUUAUGGUUGGACGACGUGAGUUUAGACGUGGUAGGUUCUGACCCUGUCGAGGUCGCUUCCGCAGCGCUUCAGGCCUACCGGGUUCUUCACGCCUCCCUCGGCCUUGAGGGCCUAGAGGUUGAGACCACAAAGACCAAGUUCGUUGCCGGUACGGUCCGCGCUCGCGCCGCGCUUCAGCAGCUGCGGCGCCCGGGCGAACCCGACACCGCUGACCUUGCCGGCGGCGGCGCAUCACCACCGCCCAAAAGCGCUUUCGCACAGGCAUCGGUCGUGUCCGCCACAUGCGCCGCCUCCGCAUCCGCCGCACGUGGGCUGCUCCAAGCCUCCGCCCUCAAGGCUGGUCUUUAUGGCCACCAGGCCGUUGGGGUUGCCCCUAAGCGCCUCAAGGUUUUACGCUCGGCGGUUGCGCGCGAAGCUGGCCGUUUUGAGCACGGCUCCGCCGACGUGAUUCUCGACCUCAUGUCCCACAAGGCCGUUGACCCACACCAGCUUGUGGUAGUGGAACAGCUUCAGGCCCUUGGGCGACUUGCCUCCAGCGCCUCACCCGAAGGCGUGCGGUUACUCACCCGCACUUGGGCCUCCUCCUGGUCCAGACAGGCCUCUGCCACCCAUGGGUGGAAAAUCGUGAACGGUCCCGUGUCCGCGCUCAUCCAGUACUUGCUGGACUUGCGGGUGUCUGCCCCUACCCCUGAAGUCUGGACACACCGCGAGGCUACCUUUCACUUCCGCUUCCGCGAGCCAGGAGCGGUUUUUGAGGCCUCCGCUUUCCUUCGCCAGGUCAUUCAGCUCGAGCGCUGGUCCCGUAUUGGCGCCGUCUCCACUGCCGCUGGUGCCGCCCUUGGCAUCGAUUGGACCGUGCCGCGCCGCCUCUUAGCCAGUUCUCGGACGAAGCCCUGGCGGCACGGCCUUAGGGCCGUCUUUCAAGGCGCCCUCCUCCACUCGGGCAACGGAGGGAAGGAACGGUGCAAGUUCUGCCUCUGGUUGCGCGGGAUGCGGCCCCUCAACACCCGCGAUCCCCUCGCCCACGAGGCUGAGGUCCGCCGCACUGGUCUCUUCCUCGAAGGCACCCCGGACUUAACUGGGCUUUUCGUUGCUACCGACGCUUCCGGUGGCCCUGCCACCAAAGACAGUCGCCUCCGCUCGGUCGGUUGGGCCGUCAUAGUCGCUAGCAGGCACGAUGGCGACUUCUCUGUCCUUGGCACCCUGUCGGGGCUCUUGCCGGCCCCCGCCUCCGUCCCGGAAGGCGAGAGUGAGGCUAUCGCCCAGGCCCUCCUUUCCUCUCGAGGCACCUUCGACCUCACCUGUGACUGCCAGCCUGCCCUCCGGAGCCUACAAGGCCCCUUUACCAAGCGCACCUCGCUUGUGUGGUCUAAGGCGUGGGACCAAAGGCACAGAGCCGAGCCCCACUGGGUCCGCUCCCACCUCAACUCCUCGGACUUUUGUCUUGAGUUCGGCGCUGAUGCCUUGUGGCGCCGCGAGCUCAACUCCCUGGCAGAUAAGCUCCUUAAAGACCGCGCUGAGGAAGAGGUUGACCGGGUCACCUCCCUCGUCUGCGAGUACUUGGGCCGUCGCGCCGCUGCAAUUCUUGCCAAGGCCGAGAAAGAAGACUUUGUCCCGCGGAAGAACCGCCUUCUCUCCGCUCUUGAGUCUUCCGCUUCUCCCUCGCCCAACAAGAGGCAGAGGUUGCAAGCUCUUCUCGACGAGCCCCUUCUUCCAGGCGGGCACGUCUGGACCCAAACCUCAAAAGAAAAGAGCUUUAACCUGUGUGUUAAGUGUUCUGAGUGCUCCUUGUGCAUUUACCAGGUUGACACACCGGAAACCUUUGAGCGCCUCAUUUCCUUCCCGUGCCGAACGGCUGCGGUUUCGUGCCCUUUUGCUGCCCACCCCUCGCACUCCCUCGUGCGUCAGGGGCCGUCCUGGAAGUGCAGCCAAUGCCACGGUCACGUGACUCUGCGAAUGGGCGCCGCGCCAAAAAAGCUCGUAGCGCCCUGUGCGCUUCCUUCGGUGCGGGGUUUCUUUUCUAAAGGUUCCUCCCCUUCUGGGCCCCAGGGUUCCCCUCCUGCCUCUGCUGCUGCCCCGGUGGUUCCCCCUGGUUCUGCGCCUGCUACUGCCCUCACUUCGGUUGAGGUCCUAGCACCCAAGGCUUCCUCUCCCCUCGAAGGCUCUGGGUCCCCUUCGGAGCUUCGGCUCAAGGAGGGCACCAUGGCGCCCAAGGGCAAGGGCCGCCACGCUCGCGAGCAACAGGAGCGAUGGGACCAGACAGGGAUCUGGCGCAGCACAAGCUCCCUGUCCAGACGCAAGUUGCGUCCGGACAAGGCAGCACGCGCUAAGGCCAAAGCGCGCCAGGAGCAGGACCGCGAGAGGGUCCAGGCCAACCCGCCUCCCGCCCCUCCACCUGCUCCUCGCCGAAGGGCUGAGGUAGACGACGACGACGACCAGCCUCUUCCCUGGUCACGCCGCGUGACGAACCGAACGACGGCCAGCAAGUCGUCGGGCUCUGCCGGCCCUUCGCCCCCUGUGGCUGAGGUUGCAAUGGAGCGCAAAGAUCCGGAUGUGCUUUAUCUCGAGAUCGAAACAAGGCGGGGGGGGCAGGGCGCUUGGCAUCGCCUCACGCUCAACCCACUCUCUUCGUUGCAGUUUCUCCUCGGAGAAACGUCGCGACUGGCAGGUUUUACCUGCCGCAGCGCGAGAAUAUGGCCGGACGGUGGGUUCCUCGGAACCCACCGGGCCGUAGGAUCGCAACUCCCGCCAGGAGUUCGAUGGUUGCUCGUGGACGAGCAUGAGAUCGCGGCUCACGACAGACCGCAUCUCGCGGUUCCCCAACGAGCGGUGGCACCCGAGCUCCCCCCAGCAACCUCCUCGCCUCCGGCUGAGGUUUCCCUCCCCUGUGCUGCUUCCCUGGCCACACGUGGGUCUUCCCCGCUCCCGGAACCAACUGGUCCUCCGAUGAGCUUUCACCCCCGUAACCGUGGGCCUUUUGCACCGGAGUUGCUUCCUCAGCCCGGGCCAGCUCUCGGCCCGCUGCCCCCUCCCCGGCCCCUCUUCGGCAGCCCUAGCAAACCAGGCCUCCCUGAACAGGGCACCCCUGCCUCCAAAGCCACAGCUCUUCGGAGAACCCUGGGGUCAAGCCCUCGCCUCUGGCUGAGGCUGCAGCCUCUGCUUCAGUUGGCCAUGAGCCACACGCCACCGCUGCUUCGGCAGCUGCAACCCCUAGCGCUGUCUCGACAGCUGGAAGUUUCGGGUCUCUCCACGGCCCCGCCGGACCCUGCAGAGCCAGGUCUCGAAUUCAGCGAGAACUUUCUCCGCUGUUUUGCAUGCGGGGUCACUACCUCCAAUCAACAACUGAUGGAGGCUCACGCCAUGACGGCGAGGCACGUCCGCCUCACCACGGCCAAGCGAAGGCGUGACCUGGCAGCGGCAAAGGCUGCACCUCUGGCUCCUUCCUCGCCUUUUGGCUGA